Messenger RNA from Oryza sativa Japonica Group (Japanese rice), 1284 nucleotides. RefSeq names its product GEM-like protein 5. The record is from RefSeq and is a predicted model, not a curated record. Lineage: Eukaryota; Viridiplantae; Streptophyta; Magnoliopsida; Poales; Poaceae.
AUCCAAUUCAUCUCUGCUCUUUCCAAUUUCCAAACAAUUCCAGCAUCAUCCAUCUCUCUCUCGGUCCCUUCUUCCUCAUCGAUCUCUCGUAGCUACAGCUACUCACCCAGCCAUGGACGGCAAGGACUCCACCACCACCCCCGCCCCUGCCCCGGCUCCGGCUCCGGCUCCGGCGCCGGCGGCAGAGCCUCAGACGACGGGGAACGCGCCGCCGCCGCCGCCGCAGCAGCAGCAGCAGCAGCCGGAGGCGGCGAAGUGGGGGACGAGGCAGAUGGGCCCGCCGGCGGCGCCCGGGGCGCACCCGGAGAACCAGCAGGCGGCGCGGUGGACGGCGGCGAGGGGCGACCAGGAGCUCCCGCCCUACGUCAUCAUGGGCGAGGCGGCGGCGGCGCCGCCGCGGGGGCGGCCGGAGAGAGGGGACAGCCCGAUGGAGCACAUCCUCGACUUCUUCAACACCUGGAGCCGCAAGGCCGAGGAGCUCGCCUCCAACAUCUGGUUCAACCUGAAGACGGCGCCGUCGAUGUCGGACGCGGCGAUGGGGAAGCUGAGCCUGGGAGCGAAGGCCCUCAGCGAGGGCGGCUUCGACAAGCUCUACAAGCAGACGUUCGCCGGCGCCGGCGCCGACGAGCGGCUGAGGAAGACGUUCGCCUGCUACCUCUCGACGGCGACGGGCCCCGUCGCCGGCACGCUGUACCUGACCGACCGGAGCGUCGCGUUCUGCAGCGACCGGCCGCUCUCCUUCGCGGCGCCCUCGGGGCAGACGGCGUGGAGCUACUACAAGGUGAUGAUCCCGGUGGCCAAGGUCGCCGCCGCCGAGCCGGUGACGAUGAAGGAGAGCCCGCCGGAGAAGUACGUGCACGUCGUGACGGUGGACUCGCAUGACUUCUGGUUCAUGGGGUUCGUUAGCUAUGACAAGGCCGUGCACCACCUCGUCCAGGCCGUCUCCUCCCAGCAACGUGGCGGCGCCGCCGCUGACACGGCCGCCGCCGUCCCCGGAGACGGCAAGUGAUGAUCGGAUCGAACGAUGAGCUUUGUCUGUUUGGCUUUGUACAGUGUGGCUGUGUUUCAUUACUUGUAUUUUGAUGUGUUUUGAGUAUAUAUGCAUGCUUUGGUGUCCUCCUCCUAGUUGUUGGCAUGUAUGGAGGACAUCAUUUGUUAUACUAUAUAUACUACUAAAUAUUAGUUUGUCGAGGUCGCUAUUGUGUGUAUAUAAUUUGACAAACAUUAUAGGUUUUUAUGCACUGAUCACUGAUGAAUCAUAUUAGCAGGCACCUACUUCCUAAA